Messenger RNA from Magnolia sinica, 783 nucleotides. RefSeq lists its product as uncharacterized. NCBI's taxonomy places the organism in Eukaryota, Viridiplantae, Streptophyta, Magnoliopsida, Magnoliales, Magnoliaceae. The transcript has 2 exons. The record is from RefSeq and is a predicted model, not a curated record. The coding region runs from base 1 to 783 and encodes 260 amino acids.
AUGAUGUGCAGAGGGUUCUCGAUCACACUCAUAGGAUCCACUCAGAGUUGGUACUGUCAACUCAAGCCUAAUUCCAUUGGUUCCUUCGCGGAGCUUAGCCAAUUAUUCCUUACCCAGUUUAUAAGUGGUAAGAAGAGUCGGAAGCCGAAUACUCACCUGUUCACCUUCAAACAAGAUCCUAAAGAGUCACUGAAAGACUACAUCACUAGCUUCAAUGAGGAAGCGUUACAAGUGGAAGACUACGAUGAUAAGAUGACACUCUCUGCCGUGUUCGGGGGUCUAAAAGAGGAAAAGUUCACCUUCUCUAUUGGGAAGAAUCCGCCAAAGACGUUAGCUGACCUCAUCGCCAGAGCUCAGAAGUAUACUAACGCCGAAGAAUUCUCCAAUGCCCGCAAGAAUGUUCAAGUGACAGAGCCGACUGGUAAGGGGAAGAGACCAAGGAACGAAGAAUUCCAGCCAUCCAUGUGUAUGAAGGUCGACCCCGAUCAUCGAGACAGGUGCAAGUACUGUCGCUUUCAUCGGGUUCACGGCCACAACAUAGCUGAUUGCGUGGAUCUCAAGGAUGAGAUCGAGACCCUUAUUCAUAAGGGACAUCUACGUCGAUACGCCAAGGGAGAAAGAACCACUCAAAAAGAAGAGCGAGAACAAGAACAGCCAAACAACCCCCCGAAGAGCCAACCGAAAUCCGCACCAUCUUUGGUAGCUUAUCUAAUAGAGGAGACUCAAAUCGGGCUCGAAAAGCCUACUCUCGAAAGUCUGAUCCGGAGCAUUACGUCCACUUGA